Effrenium voratum is the source of this 1512-nucleotide messenger RNA. Lineage: Eukaryota; Dinophyceae; Suessiales; Symbiodiniaceae. The record is from the annotation of a GenBank genome assembly.
AUGGCGAGUGCGAGCGCGAGCGCGAAGAAGAAGAAAGCUCACUGGGUGGUCAGCUUCGCCGCGGGGUUCUGCUCUGGCGCCACCGAGGUCUCGGUGACGAUGCCCUUGGACACUGUGAAGACCUUCUGCCAGGUGAACCGUACGGGCAUGGGGCCCGUCGCCGGCGCGCAGCAAAUCUACCAGCUGAAAGGUGUGCAGGGCUUCUACUUCGGUCUGCCCGCGGUGCUGCUCCAGGUGGCGGGGAAAGGCGCCAUUCGCUUUACGGCGUUUGAGCAGUUCAAGUUCCUGCUGCAGCUGGCGCCGGUGCCCAACGCCUCCGUGGACUUCCUCGCCGGCAUUGGCGCGGGCUUCGCCGAGGCCUUCCUGUGGACCACGCCCACGGAGCGGCUGAAAGUGCUGCGCCAGAACGACAUCAAGUCCGGGCUGAACAGAUACUCUAGCCUUGUGGGCUCGGUGAAGACUGUUGCCACUGAGCACGGCAUCACCGGCCUCUACGCAGGCAUAGGCGCCACCGGCAUCCGACAAGCCUCCGGCGUGGGGGUGCGCUUCGCGCUGUACGGGCACGUGAAGGCGGCGCUCACCACGGACCCCCCGCAGAUAUGGCAGUCUGCAGUCGCAGGAGGCAUCACAGGCUGCGCCAGCACGCUGCUGAAUAACCCCAUCGAUGUGAUCAAGUCGCGGAUAGAAGCGCAAGAUGGAAAGACCAAGGAGUACACAGGCACCAUCCAAGCCUUCCGAGCCAUUCUUAAGGAAGAAGGGGUCACGGCCUUCUACAAGGGCAUCGCCCCGAGGCUCAUGAAGAUCUCCAUCGGCCAGGCCAUCACCUUCACCGCCUACGAGGGUGAUUUGGCGCUGCCAAAUUUCCGCGCCAUCGCAACUCUGCGCGCGCAGCCACCGGAUGGCGCAGAAAGGCCCGCAACCUUCCAACCGAAGAAGACCAAGGUGCUGGUGAAGGGCCAGCUCUGCGGGAAGUUCUUCGGGGAGUGUGAGGUCAGCACGCGCACCGUGGAGUUCUCGAUCAAGCUCUACGACUGCGGGCACUUCUACAUGAAGCAGACGCUGCCGGGCUCUGGCGCCUCACCUUACUGGGUCAUCUUCGAGGGCCGGUGGCAGACCACGGAGAAAGGCAUUGCCAUGGAGUAUCUCUUCCGCUAUGCCUGGCAGAUCGCGAAGACGCGGCUCAUGCCCGACUUCGCACUGGAGGCGGUUCCCAAAGAUCACAGGAGCCGUUUGGCCUGGUGCGGGGAGAUCCCGGAGCAGCAGCUCAACGGCUCGGUGCCAGCCAUUGUGGGGGAAGAACCCUUCUGUUGGAUCGAGGUGUGCCGGGAACCUGACGUGGUGGAGCGUGGGAAGGCGCGCUUCAAUGAGGAAGAAGACGACAUCCCUGCACCUGCGGCCCCUGACGCGACAGAGGAGGGACCUCCCGCGUCCGGCGCGGCCCGCCGGAGGGCAGCGCCGGGCGGAGCGGGCGGAUCGGCCAGCGGGGGAGCCGACGUCGAACUCCCAGGAUGA